AUGGGGAGAAAAAAAGUAAAUAGAAUUUAUUCCAUGUUUGCGUACGACGAGGAAACUCAAAAAUCUAAGUGUUUGAUGGAGGGCUGUGAUACGACUAUCAAGGGAAACCAUGGGGCAAACUUAUUGCGUCAUUUUUUUUCUCAACAUAGAGCAAAAUACAAUGAAAUCCACAGUUCAAAUUUGGCAGCUAAAGAAAACAUUCUGCCACAGACGUCUAACACCAAAACUGUCUUGCAAUGUUGCACGAGACUCGUUACGGACCACGGUCGUCCAUUUAACUUUAUUGAGGAUAAAGCGUUCAGAGACAUACUUAAAUUAAUACCAGGGGUAACACAGAAUCAGCACCAAGCAAUUAAUAUAAAAAAUGUACGAUCCAGUAUACAGGAUAUGGCUCACGAAGUUCGAGGAAAGAUAUGUAACGAAAUCAAAAAUAAUCUACUCGCAAUCAAAGUAGAUAUUGCAUCUAUUAAGUUACGAAGAUUUCUAGGUCUAAAUAUACAGUAUGUUUUGGAUGGGAAAAUCGUCCUUAGGAAUUUGAGCAUAGUAGAAUUAUUCGAUAGAAGUACAGGGCAGUAUUUAAAAGAAAAUGUAGUUUUUAUUCUUAGUAGAUAUGGAAUAGAGCUAAACCAAAUACAUACGAUUACUACUGACAACGGAGCAAAUAUGAUAAGUAUGACUAAUCAAUUAAAUGAGGCAGCCAGGGACUCAUUAAAUCAGUCAGUAAGUGAGACGUUUGAUGACUUUGACAUCGAAACUGUCAUUGACUAUAACGAGGAAGAUCCAUCUUUUAUAGAACAUAGUUUAGAGCUAGAUACCAGCACAGGUAGUACGCCUGAAGCGGUUCGCACUGUUACAAGCAUACGAUGCGCCGCGCACUGCUUGCAGUUGGCCGUCAAGGAUGCCUGCCAAGAAAUGGAAGAAUUUCUUGGGCAUUGCCGAAAAAUUGUACGUAACUUACGUACACCAACUGUAGCAAUGCGUUUAAAACAACUUAAACUGCAAAAUGCAGUGAUUGAUACGCCUAUUCGAUGGGAUUCUACGGCAAAUAUGCUAGAAAGGCUGCAUAAAUUAAAAGAUUUUUGCACUACUAACUUAGUUUUCGAACCUGAAACAAUUUGGGACUCCAUCGAAAAAUAUUUAAACAUCCUACAACCAUGUAGAAUUCUGUCAAAAAGGCUGCAGAUGGAACAACUUACUUUUGGUGACUUUUACAUUGCUUGGAUGAAGUGUCGUCUCCAAGUCGAACAAAUAGAUGACAACUUUGCCCAACGUUUGUUGUGUUGUCUAAGAAGUCGUCAAGAAAUGCUUUUCACUAAUGAAUACUUUCUCGCCGCUAUUUAUCUCGACCCAAGAGUAAAUGCUACACUUUCGAAUGCUCAACAAAUCAAUGCAAGGGCUGUUUUAGUUGAGACGUACAAAAGAUUAACGCGAUUAGCAACCCCUGAACCUUCUACUUCUGGUGUUGAUGAUGAUGCUCCAGGAACUUCCGCAGAGCUUGAUUCAUGUGGCCAAAAUAUUAAUUUUGACAACUACCUUCGCGAGCAUUUCUUUAGCAUCAGAUACACAACGACAGAUGAACCACACACCUCACAAUCGUUAGAAAGAGAAAUCAAUCUAAAGUUGAUUGCUUUUAUACAAGAACCAGUAUUACCGUCGAAAACAAACGUUUUAGAGUACUGGGAGCGCAAACAGUUUACUGAUCCAUAUUUAUAUAAACUGGCAAAAGUAAUUUUGGUGACUCCGCCGACAAGUGUUAGUGUCGAGAGACUUUUUUCAUCUCUUAAAUUUGUACUUAACAAUUUACGUAUGUCAUUGAGUGACUCAAUUAUUGAUGAUGUUUUAGUAGUAAGAAACAUCCAUUUAUUUGAUGAGGAGUAA
Parnassius mnemosyne (clouded apollo) is the source of this 1878-nucleotide messenger RNA. Lineage: Eukaryota; Metazoa; Arthropoda; Insecta; Lepidoptera; Papilionidae. The record is from the annotation of a GenBank genome assembly.